Messenger RNA from Diachasmimorpha longicaudata, 1435 nucleotides. Its product is annotated as metaxin-1. The coding region runs from base 229 to 1122 and encodes 297 amino acids. Lineage: Eukaryota; Metazoa; Arthropoda; Insecta; Hymenoptera; Braconidae. The record is from RefSeq and is a predicted model, not a curated record. Gene Ontology annotation, biological process: mitochondrion organization. Gene Ontology annotation, cellular component: SAM complex; cytoplasm. The transcript has 3 exons.
UGUAGUUUUGUCCCCCUCCCCCCGCCGCCCGUUUUUCUCUUCACGAAAUUUGGGGCGCUCUUCCGGGGCAAAACACAACAAUCGCGACAACGACGUUCAGUUGUUUUUAGGUUAGCCAAAUACAGUAUUCGUCGUCAGCUCGAGACUAUUUCAAAAGAUUGUCUCAACAAAAAUUUUAAUGACUAAAAGGUUAAUUAAUUUCUCAUUGACGGCUAAUGAUCCUCUAAUAUGAAUUUCAAUGAUGAGUAUCAGUUGAAUGUUUGGAAGGGAGAUUGGGGCCUACCAUCCGCGGAUAUUCCAUGUCUACAAGUUCUGGCCUACGCUAAGUUCAGUGGAGUGCCGCUGACAGUGAAUCCAACAAGCAAUCCCUUCAGGACUCCUCGCGGCCACUUACCGGUACUCAAAGCUGGCGUUAAUUCGCUCGAUUCAAUCCAAGACAUCGUUGAAUUAUUUCGUAAACGUAAUUAUAAUGCAGACUUCCAUUUAUCAUCUAAACAAUGCUCCGAGGUUCUCAGUUAUGAGUACAUGCUCAAGGAGAGCUUGUAUCCAGCUGUUCAAUUUGUAUGGUGGAUCGACCAACGAAAUUUCACCGAUUUCAUCCGUCCCUGGUACGCAAAAGCAAUACCCUUUCCCCUCAAUUUUUACUAUCCCUCAAAAUACCAGAAACACGCACGUGCCAUGAUAGAAUCCCUUUUCCCCCACGAGGAGGUGACGACUGCAAUCGAGAAUAAAAUAUACGCCGAAGCCCAGAAGUGCAUAAAUCUUCUGUCAACGAGACUUGGUGAUUCUGAUUAUUUCUACGGUUCGCAGCCUACAUAUCUCGAUGCAAUAGUCUUCUCUUACUUGGCGCCUCUGUUGAAAAUACCAUUGCCGAAUCCAUCACUUCAGAAUCACCUCAAGGCAUGCACAAACCUUGGGAAAUUCGUUUCACGCAUAUCCCAGAGAUAUUUCGAGGCUGAUUAUCAGAAGUACGAAAAAAUUAAAUCAAAGGAGAACGAAACGAGGUUGAGCAAGGACGCUGAUCCUGAAUUUCCCCAUAAAAUGAGGAAUCAAAUAUUGGCUGGAAUUUUCGCUGCCGUGGCUAUGGUCUCUUACGCUAUUUGCACGGGUAUUGUUAAAUAAAUAACGAAUUGGAUAUUUUAUAUUUUAUGGAAUAUUAUAAGAAAGUUCGCGUUGGAGAAAAUGUGGGCAAAUUGAACUUUUUUUUGCAAGAAAAAUAAAUUUAUAUAUAUAUAUAUACACAUAUAUAUAUAUAGGUAAUAAAAGUUAUCAUUUGAAUAAUAUAGAUACUAUGUAUCAACACCCAUGUAUAUUUACGCAAAAGAGAUGUGAGAGUGUAUACGAAGAGAGGAAGCCAUAAGCCAUGUUCAACAAUUUUCUAGUGUUCUCCAAUAUGAUGAAUUAAAAGUUAUUAAAAUGUUAUUUUGUUUUCUUC